This is a messenger RNA of Daucus carota subsp. sativus, 1495 nucleotides long. Its product is annotated as L-tryptophan--pyruvate aminotransferase 1. NCBI's taxonomy places the organism in Eukaryota, Viridiplantae, Streptophyta, Magnoliopsida, Apiales, Apiaceae. The transcript is spliced from 5 exons. The coding region runs from base 139 to 1299 and encodes 386 amino acids. Gene Ontology annotation, biological process: amino acid metabolic process. Gene Ontology annotation, molecular function: carbon-sulfur lyase activity; transaminase activity. The record is from RefSeq and is a predicted model, not a curated record.
UCACACAACAUCUAUAAAUAGAGAAGCUUCAACAUGCAACAACAUAAGUGGCUGCACUCAUACAUACAUACAUAUAUUUCUGAAAUCUCUGAGAGAAAUUGCAAGUUUUUUUUUUGUUUUUUUUAAGGAAAAGAGAAGAUGUGUGGCGCAACAGAGCAGGGUCAUGCCAGGAAUAAUGGUGCUGCCACAAACUUAUCGUCUGAUACUCUUGUCAAUCUUGAUCAUGGGGAUCCAAUGAUUUUCGAGACUUACUGGAGAAACAUGGGGGAUAAGUGUACAGUGAUGAUUCCAGGGUAUCAGUCAUUAAGCUACUUUGCUGAUACUGAAAAUUUGUGCUGGUUUUUGGAGCCAAAACUGGAGGAAUCCAUCAAGAAUUUGCAUAAGGUGGUUGGAAAUGCAGUUGUCGACGAUCAUUACAUUGUCGUUGGAACAGGGUCUAGUCAGCUUAUUCAGGCUGCUCUCUAUGCUCUCGCGCCACCAGACCAGCCAAAGCCAGCCAGCAUUGUCUGUGCAGCUCCUUAUUACUCGUGCUACAAGGAGAUGGCUGAAUUUUUGCGGUCAGGGCUCUACAAGUGGGAAGGCGACGCCCACACAUUUGACAAGGACGGACCAUACAUUGAAAUGGUGACCUCUCCAAACAACCCGGAUGGUGUGUGUCGAGAGGCAGUUGUGAAAAAAGACGGAGGAAAACUUGUUCAUGAUCUCGCCUAUUACUGGCCUCAGUACACUCCCAUCACUGCUCCAGCUGAUUAUGAUAUAAUGCUGUUUACAGUUUCCAAAUGCACUGGACAUGCUGGCUCCAGAAUUGGUUGGGCUCUGGUGAAGGAUAAAGAAGUAGCACAAAAAAUGGUUACUUUCAUGACAAUCAGCACGAUUGGUGUAUCAAAAGAAUCCCAGCAGAGGGCUGCGAAGAUCCUGGAAGUCAUUUCCAAUGGCUGUAAAGAUCCAAAAUCUUCCAAUGGCAUUACUGACAACUUCUUUCUCUAUGGACAAAGCAUCCUGAGCAAAAGAUGGGACAAAUUAAGGAACACUCUGAAGCAUAGUCAAGUGUUCAGCCUUGCCAAGUACCCCAUCAAGUAUUGUCAUUUCACCCAAGAUUUCUCCGAAGCACAUCCUGCUUUUGCAUGGAUCAAGGCCAAGGACAGUAUAGAUGAUUGCGAGAAGUUGUUUAGAGGGCAUAAGGUGCUGACCAGAAGUGGAAGGCGAUUCGGGUCAGAUCCCAAGUAUGUCAGGGUUAGUAUGGUGAGCAAAGAAGAAGAUUUCCAGCUCUUUAUAACGCGCUUAUCUUCAAUCAACUAAAGCCUUUUCUUUGCUCGCUGCUCACAAAGAUACAAUUCAUUUGUAAUUGCCUUUUUUUGGUUUUAUUUUUUUUGUAAUUUCUGGUUGGUGGAGAGCAAGAGCCUCCCAGCUAGCUUGCCUGCAAUCUGUAAUACGUACAAAGAAAAUGGAACCUGAGAACAAUUCGUUUUUAUCUGUUAAUUUAUCAAUUUCCUUU